Messenger RNA from Beta vulgaris subsp. vulgaris (sugar beet), 1226 nucleotides. RefSeq names its product L-ascorbate peroxidase, cytosolic. Gene Ontology annotation, molecular function: heme binding; peroxidase activity. Lineage: Eukaryota; Viridiplantae; Streptophyta; Magnoliopsida; Caryophyllales; Amaranthaceae. The transcript has 10 exons. Gene Ontology annotation, biological process: cellular response to oxidative stress; hydrogen peroxide catabolic process; response to reactive oxygen species. Bases 214 to 966 code for a protein of 250 amino acids. The record is from RefSeq and is a predicted model, not a curated record.
ACAAUCCAACCUUAACCUUAUUACAUACACACUCUCUCUCUAGUCUCUCCUACUACUAUAUAUAGUCAGGCACCUCUAGAAAUACUCAACCAAUCACAAGCCUUCAUUUCCAGCCAAGAGAUUGACUGAACUCGUGCUCUCCUCGCGCUCGCUAAUUUCUAGGGUUCUUCAUCCUACAUUUCAAUUAUUUUUCAGACUUUGUAAAACUAAACCAUGGGAAAGAGCUACCCAACUGUCAGCGAGGAUUACCAGAAGUCAAUCGAGAAGGCCAAGAGAAAGCUCAGGGGUUUAAUUGCGGAGAAGCAUUGUGCUCCUAUUAUGCUCCGUCUUGCAUGGCACUCUGCUGGUACCUUUGAUGUGCAGUCAAGGACUGGAGGACCUUUCGGUACAAUGAGGCACAAGGGAGAGUUGGCUCAUGGGGCUAACAACGGCCUUGAUAUUGCUGUUAGGUUGUUGGAGCCCAUCAAGGAACAGUUUCCCGAACUAUCUUAUGCUGACUUUUACCAGUUGGCUGGAGUUGUGGCUGUUGAAGUUACUGGAGGCCCUGAAGUUCCCUUCCACCCAGGAAGAGAGGACAAGCCAGAGCCACCCCAAGAAGGCCGUCUCCCUGAUGCCACUAAGGGUUGUGACCACUUGAGGGACGUCUUCAUUAAGCAAAUGGGUCUUACUGACCAGGACAUCGUAGCUCUCUCUGGAGGCCACACCUUGGGAAGGUGCCACAAGGACCGCUCUGGUUUUGAGGGCCCUUGGACCUCUAACCCUCUGGUUUUCGACAACUCCUAUUUUACGGAGCUCCUAACUGGUGAGAAGGAAGGUCUUUUGCAGCUGCCGUCUGACAAGGCUCUUCUUUCUGACCCCGUCUUCCGUCCACUGGUUGAGAAAUAUGCCGCUGAUGAGGAUGCAUUCUUUGCCGACUAUGCUGAGGCUCACCUGAAACUUUCUGAACUUGGGUUUGCCGAUGCUUAAGCAGCUGGACAGAACACCAUAAUGGGCGGGUCCAAGAGGCUAGCACUACUGCAUCUUUUGGUUUUUUGCACUUUAGAAUGAUAUGGGCUUCUUUUAGCAUAGUGCUUACAUUGCCUUAGCAAAAGCUUGGUUACUCUUUAUGUCUCUUAGGCUCUUUAAGUGUGAUGGAUUGGAAUGUGUAGUAGGACUUCCAGUGUGUUGAUUGGUCAUGAUGUUGAUCAUGUUGCUUCGGUAAUAAAAGAUGUUCUACAGCUGUGUUA